This is a messenger RNA of Uncinocarpus reesii 1704, 474 nucleotides long. RefSeq lists its product as uncharacterized. Gene Ontology annotation, cellular component: plasma membrane. The transcript has a single exon. Gene Ontology annotation, biological process: intracellular copper ion homeostasis; copper ion transmembrane transport. The coding region runs from base 1 to 474 and encodes 157 amino acids. Gene Ontology annotation, molecular function: copper ion transmembrane transporter activity. Lineage: Eukaryota; Fungi; Ascomycota; Eurotiomycetes; Onygenales; Onygenaceae. The record is from RefSeq and is a predicted model, not a curated record.
AUGUCGCACAGUCAUGGCGCUGCGCCGCAGCCUGUCGGGCACUCACAUGGCGGCGACCCGUCGAGUAUGAUCAUGGCCAUGGUCUUUCAAAAUUUUAUCCAAACUCCUCUCUACACGGUUGCAUGGACGCCGGCCACAGGCGGAACAUAUGCCGCAACUUGCAUCUUCCUCAUCGCUCUUGCCAUGCUCGGCCGCGGACUCAUGGCUGUGAAGACGACGCUCGAUCAGCGAUGGCUCAACCAAGCGCGUGAAAGGCGGCUCAUAGUCGUGGCAGGCCAGACGCCGGAGUCGGAACGAGUGCACAAUGACCCAGAGGCCAAACAUGCAGUGCUGCUUACGGAAAAGGGCGUGGAGGAGAGAGUGCGGGUGGUACGGCGAGCGGGAGGUCCACCAGUGAUGCCGUGGAGAUUUAGCGUGGACCUUCCCCGGGCGGCGUUGGUGACGGUCAUGGCUGGUGUGGGCUAUUUGCUGUGA